AUGGAGGAGAGAAGUGAAAAUGGUGAGAAAAUAGAAGAAAUCAUGUUACCAGGGUUUCGGUUUCAUCCUACGGACGAGGAGCUUGUUGGGUUUUAUCUAAAAAGGAAGAUCCAGCAAAGGCCACUCUCCAUUGAACUCAUCAAACAAUUGGAUAUCUAUAAACAUGAUCCAUGGGAUCUGCCAAAGUUGGCUAUGACGGGAGAGAAAGAAUGGUAUUUUUACUGUCCAAGGGACCGGAAAUACCGCAACAGUGCACGGCCGAACCGUGUGACAGGAGCUGGAUUCUGGAAGGCUACAGGUACAGACCGACCGAUCUACGCUUCUGAAGGUUCAAAAUGUAUUGGCUUGAAGAAGUCACUUGUGUUCUACAAAGGAAGAGCUGCGAAAGGGAUCAAAACUGACUGGAUGAUGCACGAGUUUCGGUUGCCUUCCCUCACGGAUCACACGACUCCUAGCAAACGUUUUCUUGAGAAAACCAUUCCUGCCAACGAUUCAUGGGCAAUCUGUAGAAUAUUCAAGAAAGCAAGCUCAACUGCACAAAGAACCCUAUCUCAUUCUUGGGUAUCUCCAAUCUUGCCAGAAACCACUUCAUCUGAUCACAACAUCCUUACUCAACAUGGCAUAUCUAGCAAUGACUUUCAACAUUCAUCCAUCACUAGCUUCUCUCCUAACAUGGACCAUACUGGUAGUAACAAUAUGCCUGUCUACAAACCUUUUAAUAUUGACCCAACAGUACCUCCUACGGUUACAACUACGAACAAUAAACCCCCUCAAAAUAAUUCCAUUUCAAGCAGUGAGGACCUUAAUUAUUCCACAAGCUAUCCCUUUUUGUUCCAAGAACCUAACUAUGGUUCUAAAUCAUCAACAGUUGAUGCAUCAUCUUUGCUACUUAACAUCCCUAAUUCCAUCUUUGGAGAUUUUGAUAAGGCGUCAGCAGAAGGCUUGGACUACAUCACUAAUGGGCUGCACCAUGAUCAUCAUCAGCAAUAUAAUUACAAUGGCUGCUGCUUUUCAAUCACUAACUUACCUGUUGAAAUACAAGAAAACUGUGUUCAAGAACAAGAAGGGACAGCGAGCAUGACAACGAUGAAGGGUCCAGGUCCCACCACCACCGAGACAGUCGACACGCAUUUCGAGGACCAGUGGGGGAGAUCAAUAUCUAGUGGUGGGUACCCUUUCAUGAGUUUGCCAUUGGGGUUGCAAGAUGCAUGGAAAUCUAGUUUUCUUUGUGAUUCUUCUAGUGAGAUAUCAUCUAGUUUUUCAACUACUAACAAGUGCUAUAUAUAA
This is a messenger RNA of Cynara cardunculus var. scolymus (artichoke), 1287 nucleotides long. Its product is annotated as putative NAC domain-containing protein 94. Gene Ontology annotation, biological process: regulation of DNA-templated transcription. The coding region runs from base 1 to 1287 and encodes 428 amino acids. The record is from RefSeq and is a predicted model, not a curated record. The transcript has 3 exons. Gene Ontology annotation, molecular function: DNA binding. Lineage: Eukaryota; Viridiplantae; Streptophyta; Magnoliopsida; Asterales; Asteraceae.